AUGACGCAGACAGUGCAGGCAAUCACUUUUAAAGGGAGUGUUGCCACCGUCACGGAGUUCCUCGGCUUUGCGAUAUACAGUAUCCUCUACCAGCGGGGCGUGUAUCCGCACGAGGAGUUCAAGCAGGUCACCCGCUACGGCGUGCAGUUGAUGGUGUCGACCGACAACGACCUUAACACGUACCUCACGGAACUCCUGCAACAGAUUGCCACGUGGUUGGCCGCCGACAAGAUGCGCAAGUUGGUGCUGACUAUCUCGGCGGCAGAUGAUGACGUGGUGGUGGAGCGGUGGGCCUUUGACGUCAUCGUUGAGGGCACCAAGGGCGGCGCCGUCAAGAAGAAAUCGGAAGAGGAAAUUCGCCGCGAGAUUCAGGCUGUGAUACGUCAAAUCACCGCCUCCGUCGCGUACCUGCCGCUGCUGCAGCAGCAUUGCACUUUUGACCUGCUGGUGUACACGGAGCUGGACACGGAGCUGCCAUCCGGCACGUGGGAGCCCAGUGAUCCGCGGCUGAUACCGAACAGCAGUGAAGUUAAAUUGCGCUCAUUCACCACCAGCUACCAUCGCGUGGCCGCGUCGGUGAUGUACAGGGAUGACAUGGCGUAA
Trypanosoma grayi is the source of this 603-nucleotide messenger RNA. RefSeq names its product rev7. Gene Ontology annotation, biological process: mitotic spindle assembly checkpoint signaling. The transcript has a single exon. Bases 1 to 603 code for a protein of 200 amino acids. The record is from RefSeq and is a predicted model, not a curated record. Lineage: Eukaryota; Euglenozoa; Kinetoplastea; Trypanosomatida; Trypanosomatidae. Gene Ontology annotation, cellular component: cytoplasm; kinetochore; nucleoplasm.